Molecule: messenger RNA, 904 nt
Organism: Gracilinanus agilis (Agile Gracile Mouse Opossum)
Lineage: Eukaryota; Metazoa; Chordata; Mammalia; Didelphimorphia; Didelphidae
Gene: GPX1
Product: glutathione peroxidase 1
Exons: 2
Biological process (GO): response to hydrogen peroxide; glutathione metabolic process; response to selenium ion
Cellular component (GO): cytosol; mitochondrion
Molecular function (GO): glutathione peroxidase activity
Source: RefSeq, a predicted model, not a curated record
GAGGCCUCGGCAGACCGCUGCUUCCAGAGGCUCGAGCUUCUCUCCUUCUGUCCCGGUACCUGGCCAGCCCUCCCCCCAUCAGAACCAGCAUGUGCGCCGCGCGCUCCGUGCACGCCUUCUCGGCUCGCCUCCUGGGCAGCGGAGAGCUGCUGAGCCUGGCCUCGCUGCGGGGCAAGGUCUUGCUCAUCGAGAAUGUGGCGUCUCUCUGAGGCACCACCAUCCGCGACUACACGCAGAUGAACGAGCUGCAGAAGCGCCACGGGGGUCGCGGCUUCAUGGUGCUCGGCUUUCCCUGCAACCAGUUCGGCCACCAGGAGAAUGCCAAGAAUGAGGAGAUCCUGAAUUCUUUGAAAUUCGUCCGACCUGGCUCCGGGUUUGAGCCCAACUUCAUGCUCUUUGAGAAGUGUGAGGUGAAUGGAGAGAAGGCUCACCCUCUCUUCACCUUCCUACGGGAGGCACUGCCAGCCCCAAGUGAUGAUGCCAAUUCCCUAAUGACCGACCCAAAGCUCAUCAUCUGGUCUCCAGUGUGCAGGAAUGACAUCUCUUGGAAUUUCGAGAAGUUCCUCGUGGGUCCCGAUGGCGUGCCAGUGAAGAGGUACAGCAGGCGAUUUGAAACCAUCAACAUUGAAAAGGAUAUCGAGGAUCUUCUGAUGAAGGUGCCCAAGGAGGCAUAAGGCUGUAUUGCUCAGAGUGCUCCCAAUGUUCUCCUCUGAAAUGGGCUGUCUGGGGUUUGGCAGAACGGUGCUAAGGGUCCAUGAGGGUUUUAUCUAUGAUGGUGUUGUUUUUAAACCAUUAAGGAGAAAGAACACUUGAUAAUACUUGUAAAAUCCCAUGAGACUUUAGUGGCCUGCCUUGCCUUUACUCUGGAUAGCCUGUCCAUUCUAAUAAAGUUCUAGAAGAAAAA